This is a messenger RNA of Acanthamoeba castellanii str. Neff, 1227 nucleotides long. RefSeq lists its product as uncharacterized. Bases 1 to 1227 code for a protein of 408 amino acids. Lineage: Eukaryota; Discosea; Longamoebia; Acanthamoebidae. The record is from RefSeq and is a predicted model, not a curated record. Gene Ontology annotation, cellular component: TRAPPIII protein complex. The transcript has 12 exons.
AUGCGACUGUCCAAGCCGACGCUCCAGUUUCAGCCGCCGGUGCUAGUCGAAGCCGACGACGCUCCCUACCCACUCUCCAAAACCGGGGAAGAUCAGCCGACUAUGACCUCUUCCAACGUACAGAACGCCUUCUCGCUCAGCCCGGGCCUCAAUCUUCCCCGUGCCUUCGGUAACAUCUACGUCGGCGAAACGUUCUGUAGCUAUAUCAGCCUGUACAACCACACCCAGAGCGACCUCCACCUCGUAGGACUUCGGGCGGAACUCAACACGAAGGUCCUCAAGAACUUGCUCAUCGAUCAAACCACAGCCGGGUCAAUCCAGCGACUAGCGGCCGGGGAGAGGCAUGACUUCAUCGUCCGCUACCGCGUAGUAGAACCCACCAUGCACAUACUCGUCUGCACCAUCUCUUAUGCGAAGGGCGGCGAAAAGAAGUCCUUCCGCAAGUUCUUCAAGUUCACCGUCGUCGACUCCUUCGAGUGGAAGCAGCGCAUAUUCCACAUCAAGGAUGAUACGCUCCUCGAGGUGCAACUGCGAAACGUGGCGCGCAACGCCGUGUUCCUAAACAACGUCAAGUACGGACCCGCAUUCAACCCGGGCACGGCGCGAAGCUACCUGUUCCAGCUGCGACCGCGGCGAGGCGCCGCCGACGCGACGAUGUACACCAAGCGACUGCGCAAUCGGGUGAGCGACGCGGAUAGCGCCGGCGCCAACGAGGACGACGAGGAAACCGACAGCUCCACCAGCGACGAGAUGCAGAUCGAGUUGGCCCGGAUCAAGCUGGAGGCCGACGAAAUGGUCCUGGGAAAACUCCUGCUGUCGUGGCACACGUCCUUCGGCGAAACAGGAACCAGGAAGAUUCUCGUCAAACACAAGCCGAGCCCUUCGCCGGAAGUCGAGAUCAGCAUCACGAGCAUUGCGAGCGCCAUCACGCUGGAAACGCCCUUCCCGGCCACUGUGACCGUGACCAACAAGUUGCCGAGACCGAUUUUGCCGUGGGUGCAGCUGGCCCAGGACCACACGGCCAAUGUGGUCGCCGCGGGCUUGUCCGCCGGCUUUAAAUUGGAGGAGAUACCAUCAGGCGGUUCGAAGAGUGCCGAGGUGGCCUUCCUGCCGCUGCAGGCGGGCAUACAGACCAUCACAGGCAUCUCCGUGCUCGACAAGAAGACCGGGCGCGUCUACGCCUGUCCCGACCACGAAAUCCUCGUCCUCCAGCCGCCGAUCCCAUGA